Messenger RNA from Sardina pilchardus (European sardine), 5645 nucleotides. Its product is annotated as zinc finger CCCH domain-containing protein 6. The coding region runs from base 332 to 4342 and encodes 1336 amino acids. Gene Ontology annotation, biological process: negative regulation of DNA-templated transcription. NCBI's taxonomy places the organism in Eukaryota, Metazoa, Chordata, Actinopteri, Clupeiformes, Clupeidae. The record is from RefSeq and is a predicted model, not a curated record. Gene Ontology annotation, cellular component: nucleus. Gene Ontology annotation, molecular function: metal ion binding; RNA binding. The transcript has 12 exons.
GGCGCCAUAUCUAGAGAAGAAAUUGAGCACAGCGAAAAUGAUUAAAUUUCUGUUUGUUUCACCCUCCGUCUCCAAUAUUUCACCAAGACAGCUGUCAUCCGACGGGAUAUUAACAAAGAUGGGGUAUCAAAGCUGUGUUUACAGCGUUAAAACAUCAUCAUUGAAAUGAGAGGAUAAUGUCUGUUUACUGUCUCAUUGUUGAGACGUGUAACCGUGAGUUUUUUCAGACUAUAACAAUCCUUCAUCAUCUCUCACGAGCCAACGUCUCCUUUGAGUGACUGAAUGCAACUCAGUCUUGUUGCGGAGAAGGGCAUUUCCGUUUCCAACCAUCAUGGCUUCUGUGAGCCUUUUCUCCAGUCCCCCUACCCCUGUUCUUGACAAAAACAUGACAGACUCUGAACUGGCAGGGGAUGAAAGGGAGGAUGGUGAAUUGGAAGAUGGGGAAAUCGAUGACGAAGGAAUCGGCAUCGAGGAGGAAGGGAAGGCCGCUAACGAGGAGCACGGAGAGAAAGAGAAAGAAAAAGAGAAGGAGCGAGAGAAGGACAAGGAGAAAGAGAGAGAGGACAAAGCUCACAGGCACGCUCGCAAAAAGCACCGCCGCUCCAGAGAGAAAUCUGCGAGGAGGUCGAAGAGGAGGAGACGGGAGAGACAGAAGCACCACUCUCCCUCAAGCAGCUCCAGCUCUGACAGCUACGACUCGGACUACGACCGCCAGGAGAGGCCCAAGAGUAAGAAGAGCCAGGGGCCCUACCGUGGUGACUACGACAGCCAGUUCUCACAGCAUGGACGUGAGUCCGGUGGGGGGCACGGAAAAGCUCAGAGGCAAGCCCAGCACAAGAGCAGCGACGUGGACAAGUACAGCGACUACAGCGACUAUGAGGAGGACGACGACUUCUCCGAGGAGCUGUCCCAGUACAGACACGCCAAAGGCACCGGCUCCCCAGGCCCGGGGAAGGGAGGCCCCAAAGACCAGGGCAAGAGGCAGGGCAUGAAGGGCCUCCAGAAACCGCAGUUCGGUGGCCAGAGAGGGCGAGGCCGAGGCGGCAUGGGUAGGGGCCGUGGUGGCGCGAUGCCCAAGAACAAGAAACAGAAGGGCAAGAACUGGGGCCGAGGGAAGGGCCGAGGAGCCGACCAGGCUACCGAGGGGCCCAAGUCAGCCAGACACUCUUCCGCCGGCUCAGAGGAAGGGAAAGGCGCACCUGGCUUCCAGAAGAAGCGUCCCAUCAUGACUCAAGAGUUCAUCAAUCAGCACACGGUGGAACACAAUGGCAGAUACAUCUGUAAAUACUUCCUGGAGGGUCGAUGCAUCAAAGGUGACCAGUGCAAGUUUGAUCAUGAGCAUGUUGUUCCCGACAAGAAAAAAGAGCUGUGCAAGUUUUACCUCCAGGGUUACUGCAGCAAAGGAGACAACUGCAUCUAUAUGCACAAGGAGUACCCUUGCAAGUUCUUUCACACGGGAGCCAAGUGCUACCAGGGAGACAACUGCAAAUUCUCCCAUGAUGCUUUGAACGACGUGACACAGGAACUCUUAGACAAGAUCGUCAACACAGAGGAGGACAACGCUGAUGAAGAUGAGCUGGAACUGGAGGAUCUGCGGAAGCAGGGCAUCGCACCCCUCCCCAAACCGCCGCCUGGGGUGGGUCUACUACCCACGCCUGGAUCCAGUAGCCCCCAGGACACCAGUGGGGGGGGCAAAAAGAUCCCCUCUCUGUUUGAGAUCAAAGUGCAGCCCACCAUGGACCUGGCACAGAAGAUUGGCCUCAGCAACCGGCCAGGUUUCUACAACAACAACUCCCCCAAUGGAGGGCCGCCCCAAUUCACUGAGGAUGGCCAGGCAGGCCCUAACGCCCCUCUGCCCCCUCAGCCGGGAUCCCCAGGCUCCAUGGGUGGGCCUCCGCCUCUUCCGCACGGGGGCCCAGGGGCCCCACCCAACGCCCCAGGCCAGCAGCCUCCUCCUGGGUUUGGGCAGGGCCCUCCCAUGCCUCCCGGUGGGCCUCCAAGCGGGCCGCCUCCACCGUUCCACGGGAACAUGCUCCACAUGAACCGGCCCCCAGGGCCGCAGGGGAUGAUGGGAGGACCGCAGGGGGGGCCCCCGUUCCCCCCAAUGUGUGACAUGCCGCAGAACAUGCAGCAGAACAUGCAGCAGAACAUGCCGCAGAACAUGCAGCAGAACAUGCCGCAGAACAUGCCGCAGAACAUGCCUUUCCCUGGGAUGGGUCAGAACCCUGCCGAGUUCUUCAACACGUUCUUCAACAACCAGAACAAUCAGAACACGGGUCCUGGAGAUGACAGCCACAAAGCGCAGCAGCAGCAGCAGCAGCAGCAGCAGCAGGCUGGCCCUGACGCCCAGGCGUCCAUGCAGGGUUUCCUGCCGGCUGUGCAGAAGGCCCUGUUUCUCCACCUCACCCAGCAGCAACAGCAGCAGCCACCACCACAGCAGCAGCAGCAGCAGUUUCAGCCAUUUCAGCAACAGCAGCAGCAGCAGCCACCGCCGCAGCAGCAGUUCCACCAGCAGCAGCAGCAGCAGCCACCGCCGCAGCAGCAGUUCCACCAGCAGCAGCAGCAGCAGUUCCAGCAGCAGGCUGAUCCCCAGAGACCAGAGGGGCAGGGAGCUGGGCCUGCCAGCAGGGACAGAGAUGAGACGACAAACUGGUACUCGAGUGACGAGGAGGACGGCGGGGGCAGCGUCUCGUCCAUCCUGAAGUCUCUGAAGAAGCAGAACGAGAUGCUCAAGAGCCAGCAGAGCCAGCAGCAGCAGCAGGCCCAGGGUCCGGCCAAGCCCCCCCAGCUGCCCCCGAGCGACCCCAGGCUGCAGAAGGGGCCCCCGAGUGACCCCCGCGUCAAGGCCGACCCGCGCCAGCGCGCCGCCGACCCCCGCAAGACGGACGCGGAGCCCGGCGUCCACGACCCGCGGCUGUCCAGGGACCCGCGCAAGCUGAAGCCCCCGGAGCCCUCGGCGGGGCUGUCCAAGCCGGACGCUCACAGCAGGCACCCCAGCGGCGGGCACAAGGCGCCUUCGUCGUCGUCGGCGGGCGGCGACGACGAGGAGGAUGGCGAGCGGGAGCUGCGCGAGCGGGCGGUGUUCAUCCCGCUGGAGCCCAGCGCCUCGGCGGCCGCCUCGCUGCGCGACCCGCGCUGCCAGCUCAAGCAGUUCAGCCACAUCCGCGUGGACAUCCUGCUGCAGCGGCCGGCCUUCGCCCACUCGGUGGUGUGGGCGCCCGAGGACCUCAUCCCGCUGCUGGUGCCCAAGCAGGAGACGUCCAUCAACCUGCCGCUGCCGCCGCUCAUCGCCGACGCGCAGCUCAACCGCGCCUUCGGCUCGCCGCUGAACGACUCGCACGUGUCCCCGACGUCGACGGCGCUGACGCCGGAUCCGCGGCUGGCGGCCGCGCGUCUGAAGGAAGGGGUCGUCGGUAGGCUCGGCGCCGGUCGGCCCGGCGCGGAUGGCAAACCUGGUGGCGAGAAGCAGCUGGACCCGCGCGCCUACAAGGACCCCCGGAUCAGCCGCUCGUCCAGCCUGGACUCCUCCUCCAAGCCGCCACCGCUGAAGGACUCUUCGUCGGGGGCGGGCGGCGUCUUGGACCCCAGGCUGCUGAGAGGCUCUGCAGGGUCAUCCAGCUCCUCGUCUGUCGUUGCCUCCGCCGCCGCCACCACUGCAGUGCGAGCGGAGCCCGAAAAGCUCCCCCCUUAUGCCCCGCGGCUAGCUGCCUCGACGGGCGCGGGUCUAGAGAGCCCCACCACCCUCCUGGGAGGCAUCAGCCUGUACGACCCCCGCAACCAGACCUCGCAGCCUGCCAAGGCCGCCGCCGAGGAGCCCUCCGAGCCGCCCAAAAAGACGAGCAUCCUCAAGCCGGCGCUGGGGAAGCGCAGCGGCAGCAGCAGCAGCCCGCCCCCGGCCCAGCUCUCCCCCACGCGCCGCGCGGGGCCCGAGGGAAAGACUUCUGACAGCCCCUCGAACGGCUCCGCAGCUGGAGGCGCCGGCUCGGCAGCGUCGGCCCCCGCUGUCCCCACUUCCCCCGUCGCCGCCCCUACCCCCGCCCCGGCCCCAGCCGUCCACAACCUCCCCAUCCAGGCCCUCGCCGGCCUCAUCCGCCCGCCCUACAACGACCCCCGGCUGGCUAAGCCCUCGAGCCAGGCCCCGGCUGGACCACCGGAGGAGCCGGACAAGAAGGAGGAGGAGGCGAAGGAGAAGAAGGAGGAGAAGAAGGAGGAGAAGAUGGAGGUAGGGGAGGAUGAGGAGCGGCAGCAGCAGGACGAGGAAGAGGACGAUGAGGAGAUGGACAGACCACUAAAGGACGUGUUUAAAACCUUUGACCCGACCGCCUCACCCUUCUGUCAGUGAGCAUCUCUGAGGCCGCCCCACAGCGCCCUCUGCUGGUUACGUGAACUCUGUACAUACGGAAUGUUCCCGGAACAUUCUCUCCAACCCUCAUCCCCUCGCACACACUGCACUCGUAGAUGUAUCUCUUUUCGAAAUUGAUAUAUUUAUUUAUUUUGUAUUGUAUAUAUAUUCUUCAUCAUAUUAUGACCUUUCUUGCAUCACUAGUUUCUUGGGGAACACAUUUAUCAACUUUUCACUCGCUGAAACGUCUACCAGUCUUGCGCUAGUGUUGUUCGAUUCCUCAUAACAGAAUGGCAUUCAGUGUCUGUUUUUAAAAUGCCACAGACUUCAAACACGUGAUUGCAGUUGUGGGGGGUUUUUUUCACGUAAAACUUAAUUUUGCUCAAAAUGUGCCAGUUAAAAACAAUUGUACUUUCCCUAAGGUACGUGACAAGCUCAGCUACUUUGAUUUGUCAGUGGUAGUUGUCCAAACUUAGUUAGCCAUGGAGCUAACUUGAAAAACGGUGUAUUGUGCAGGAUCACAUUUGAAUAUGCGUAAACCUCUACUAGUAUGUGUAUGCUAAUUGAAACAAUUCAAAAUGUGGCACUAUAUGUCAUUCUGUUACUGCAAAUCUGCCCAUGAACUCCUCUUCGUCAUGGUUUAAUUCCUGUUAAGAAGUUUUGCAUUAUAUAUGGAAUGGAGACAGGUUCAGACUUAAUUUAUAUACAGCUCUAGUAAUACAAAAAGUUCAACAUUAAACGAUUACUUUUGCAAAGAGAUAUAUGGUAAGUUAGGUAUUAACGUUUUAAUUGUAUAUGAUCGUGUGAAAAAAGGUUUCACAUAAAGCAUAGUGACAGAUUUUUUUUUAUGAAAUGAUGAAAACAGUUAAGCUUCAUAUUCCAGUGCUAUGAGUAUUAUCAUCAGAGCCAGCUAAUCUUCUAUACCCAUGAUUGUCUUCUGUGUUUGGCAUUUGUUUUUCAGUUCGUCAUUUACAGUAUGACUGCGAAGAAUGUUAAAAUUGUUCGAAUUGACAAUUGACUUGUGUUGCUGUAAGGUGCUAUCUUAGUGGCGUUUUUUUUUUGUUGAUGAACAUUGUUUUUUUUGAAAUACUGUAUGUUAAACUUAUAAGCUCGACUUUUAAAAAAAGCUUAUUUUCUAUCAUAAAUGCAGUGCUUUCCAGAAUCUUUGUCCAAGUAAUCAUGUCAUUUUGUUAUUGCUGACAGAUGCAGUCUGAGGAAACACUCCAAAUGAGUUUGUGUGUGACUGUUCAUUGCCUUUUUAUUUUUUAUCCAUUGUCUUUAAUAAAGAAAAAUCUACAUGGCU